Molecule: messenger RNA, 2473 nt
Organism: Patella vulgata (common limpet)
Lineage: Eukaryota; Metazoa; Mollusca; Gastropoda; Patellidae
Product: chitin synthase chs-2
Exons: 11
Coding region: 1-2367 (788 amino acids)
Cellular component (GO): cell periphery; cell septum
Molecular function (GO): chitin synthase activity
Source: RefSeq, a predicted model, not a curated record
AUGUCACAUGUAGAACAAUUCGGACCACUUUAUAUCCAUUUAUUAUCUUCAUGGGUUUGUUCCUAUUUUUCGGGCCUUGCUUGUAAACUUUGUAUGCAGUUCUUAGGUUUCUCAUUGCCUUUAGCACUUGCAACGCCAGUAACCGCAACUGUGGUCAUGAUGCAAUGUCGUUAUAAUUUCCUGCCCUCGUCUGCCAAUUUUUAUUUCUGGGUUUGCCCUGACAUCGACGGGGAUUUCGUUACCUAUCACUAUGUUCUGCUUGCUUUAGCCUGGUUAUCGCAGAUGAUAAUCACUUCCCAUAUAUGGUUCCAGCAUUCCGAUCGUAUGUCGAAAGUAGAGAGAUUAUUUGUGUCUCCGAUGAGAUGUGUUUUAACCGACCAGUCUCUAUUAUUAAGACGUCGUCGUUGGGAGAAGAAUACGUUCCUGUAUCACUAUGGUGAUGAUGGUUGUGAGUUCUAUGAUAUGUCACAGAAAGAUGAAUCUAUUCCAAAGAUCUACGCAUGUGCUACUAUGUGGCACGAGACCCGAAAUGAAAUGACCCAAUUGUUGAAGUCGAUAUUCAGAAUGGAUAUAGAUCACAGUGCCCGGUAUUUAGCACAGAAAUAUUACCAGAUCCAUGAUCCAGAUUAUUAUGAAUUUGAAGCUCAUAUAUUCUUCGAUGACGCCAUGGAACUAAGUGCCAGUAAUACAUGGUUACCAAAUUAUUUUGUCAAAGAUCUUGUUGAUUGCCUAGAUGAUGCUCUUAGUUCUGUUCAUGAGCGUCAGAUAUCCCUUGGUCCACCAGCUAGAACACCAACACCAUAUGGUGGUAGAUUAACCUGGGAUUUACCUGGUGGUACCAACCUUGUAGUACACCUGAAAGACAAACAUAAAAUACGUCAUAAGAAGAGAUGGUCUCAGGUGAUGUACAUGUAUUAUUUGUUGGGUUAUCAACUUCUCGCACAACCAGACACUUCUAUGAAAGAAACUAUAGAAUCAACCGAUUCUACCAAGGUUCGAAUAACCGACUCACAGCUUCGUAAACGACGUCGUUCAGCUCAUUUCACACGAAGCAUUUUAUUCAAUUUCGUACCAGAGGAGGUUCAAACACAGGCAGAAAAUACAUUUAUAUUAACCCUGGAUGGUGAUGUUGAUUUUAAACCGGAUGCUGUUAGAUUAUUGGUUGAUAGAAUGAAGAAAAAUAAGAAAUGUGGUGCUGCAUGUGGUAGAAUACAUCCCAUUGGUUCAGGUCCGAUGGUGUGGUACCAACAAUUUGAAUAUGCUAUUGGUCAUUGGUUACAGAAAGCAACAGAACAUGUUUUUGGUUGUGUAUUAUGUGCACCAGGUUGUUUUAGUUUGUUUCGUGGAUCAGCGUUAAUGGAUGAUAAUGUAGCUAGACUGUAUACAACUAGAGCUAAUCAAGCAGGAGAAUAUGUCCAGUAUGACCAAGGUGAAGAUCGGUGGUUGAGCACUCUGCUGUUACAACAAGGGCAUCGAAUCGAUUAUUGUGCUGCUGCAGAUGCACUGACUCAUGCUCCAGAGACAUUCUCCGAGUUCUUUAACCAGAGACGAAGAUGGGGUCCCUCUACAUUAGCCAACAUCAUUGACUUAUUGGGAGACUGGAAGAAUACUGUUAGAAUCAAUGACAACAUCAGUACCUUGUACACGUUCUACCAAAUAACUCUACUAGCUUCAACAGUUCUUGGUCCAGCAACAGUUUUAUUGAUGAUGGCGGGAGCCUAUACGGUGGUCUUUAAAACAACCGUUCUGGAGUCGUAUGCGUUGGCAAUUGUACCUGUUAUAUUUUAUAUAGUCCUUUGUAUGUACAGUAAAACAGAAACGCAACUGACGGUGGGGGCAAUCAUGAGUGCGAUAUAUGCGGUAACAAUGACCGUUGUGUUGGUAGGAACGGUUGGGACAGCAGUCGAGGGUUCCAUUACCAGUCCGAACGUGAUAUUUAUGAUAAUGUUAGCUUUCACAGAGAAAGACAAAAUCCGAGAUAUCAUUAUGCGAGUUAUAGAACUACAGAAGAUGAGAGAUAUUGAACACGAACCGGAACCAGAUUAUGACGAACCACUUCCGGAUUACGAAAAUGAGGAUGAAAUAGCAGAUCAGCAAAGUACACAUAGCGGUGAAGAAUCUGUAACAGUGCCUCCAUCCUACCAUACGGAUGAUAAUUUCGUUUAUGAUUUUCCUCGUAGGACGAUAAGAAGACGAGCUAGAAUCUUCAACAGUAGAGGUAAUCCCACAGGUCGAACUCUGCAGUUAGCGUUUGAAAAGAGAUACCGCAAUCAGCUAGGUAGAGAACGAAUAUAUGAUGAGACUAGAAGAUUGAGCCAUAUAUCAGAAGAAUUAGAUUGUCCAGCACCAGAUUAUUUUGAUGUUUAAUUAUAAUAUCAAUGUACAGUAAAACAAAAAAAGUUGUUUUAACUAUGGUAUGUUUAUAUGGGUGUAUUAUGUAUUGUAUGUAGGUAUGAAUGAUGUACAUUAAUGA